Molecule: messenger RNA, 240 nt
Organism: Protopolystoma xenopodis
Lineage: Eukaryota; Metazoa; Platyhelminthes; Monogenea; Polystomatidea; Polystomatidae
Source: the annotation of a GenBank genome assembly
AUGAUGCUCAUUCAAUUUCUAACGUUAGUUCAUCAGGCGCCGGAUACUGGCUUCGUCUGGACUCCCGGCCGCGUUUCUUCAAGUUCGACCCUGCUGCUGACCGCCAGCCUAACUCCGCAACGAAGCCCGCUUUUUCGCUUCAAUCGGCCAGCCAGUUGGCCUAUCGUGUUGACUGUGACUGCCCCUUGUUGGCCGGCCUUGCGACUCGCGGCAGAAGUCGUUUGGGACGAUGGUUGGUGA